CUUCAGCUUCACCUUUCAUUCAUAAAGAAGGCCUCGAACGACGAUUUCACUCCUCGCCACUUGCCCUCCCGUCAAGUUACAUUCCCAAACUGGUCGGAGCAGGGAAAUCUCGACCCCCAUGUCUAACCAAGGCUACUACAACGACCGGCCCGGUGAGUAUGGGGGCUACGGCGGGCAGGGCGACCAAAACUACCAGCAACAACAAACGUGGCAGCAACCAUCUGGUCCGCCCCCAGGAUAUGACAAUCAGUCAUACAAUCAAGGAUAUGAUCAAAACAGACCAUAUGAAUAUAAUCGUCCACCGAAUCAAGACCAUCAACAAUCGUCUUAUGGUCAUUCCCCUCAACCAGGUUAUCAGCAACCAUACAAUCAGUAUCCAGACCAAUACUCUUCGCCUCCACCGGACCAAAACUAUUAUCACUCCCAGUCUCAAGGAUACGGCUACGGUCAAGGUCCUGAAAGAUCUCAUUCGCCGUACCCACCUCCCCAACAACAACAAACUCAGUAUGAAGGCUACGGUGCACCUCCCGGUCCUCCUCCGACUCAAACUGGUCCAUACCCACCGCAACCCGCACCAGGUGCACCCCUUGACCCCAACGAUCCGAACUCCCAGGAUCGUGGCUUGAUGGGUGCGUUGGCCGGUGGCGCCCUGGGUGCCUAUGGCGGACACAAGGUGAAUCACGGAUUCUUGGGAGCCAUAGGCGGUGCGAUUACGGGCUCUGUUGCCGAAGACGCCCUCAAGAAGCGCAAGAAGGACAAGAAGAAGAAAAAUCGUCCCGCAGGUCUUCGUCGUGAUUCUUCUUCGUCUUCAUCUUCCUCGUCGUCGAGUUCUUCUUCCGAUGACGAGAAGAAAAAGAAGAAGCACGGAUGGGUUGCACCCACUGCGGCUGCCGGUGCCGGCGCGUACGGAAUGCAUCAAUAUCAGCAGCAUCAACAGCAGCAGCAGCAGAAGCAACUUGGUCCGCAAGGGCACAUGCGCGGCAACUUUUCGGCGUCUGCAAACAGCAUCACCCUAGACAGGGACUAUGAUCUGAUCGCCUCGUGCGCCGACGUCCAUGGCCAACACAAGUUGUCUUCCAUCUCUCUCAACAACUGUCUAUCGAAUCAACACGGACACCUUGUCUGGGGGAGGGGUGGCAAUUUCGCGGCCAGUUCGAGGAAUGUGAGAUUGGUCGACAAUGGGCGAGUGUUGGAGGCCGAGUUGGGGACGGGUGGUGGAGGUUGGAAUAGGGAUUAUAUCAGGUUGGAUGAACGUAUAAGCAACAAUGACGGAGAGUUGAUCUUUCUAGACUCGUGAGAUGGGUACUGAGUCUGUGCCUUCGAUACGUGCACACACAUAGCAAAAUAUAUGUGGGUGGAGACGAGAAACUACUGAUGCGAGAUUUUCCCCUCCUAUGAUAUUAUGACUUGUUUACGAAUACACAAUUGACCUGAUUCCAAUCGAUUGCUACAAACGAGGUAAUAUCACCUCACGAGCUCGAG
Messenger RNA from Exophiala oligosperma, 1482 nucleotides. RefSeq lists its product as uncharacterized. Bases 119 to 1297 code for a protein of 392 amino acids. The transcript has a single exon. The record is from RefSeq and is a predicted model, not a curated record. Lineage: Eukaryota; Fungi; Ascomycota; Eurotiomycetes; Chaetothyriales; Herpotrichiellaceae.